UUUAACUUCAAGGAAACUCAUCUUAAACCCACUGCCCACCAUGGAACUCCUUCACAAAUUCUCCUUCCGUCUUCUACCCCCGGUCACGUUCAACUUCAACCAUACCAGAUUAGCCUCUCUAUAUCUUUCCACCCGAUUUCCCGUUUCCGGACCCGCAUUUUCAGACCCGGGUCCACUCUUCACGUCCCGAAGGCCUCUGUCUUCCUCGGUUGUUAGCAAAGCGGGUUGGUUUCUGGGUCUUGGAGAAAGGAAGAAAACGAGCUUGCCUGAGAUAGUUAAAGCGGGUGACCCGGUUUUGCAUGAACCGGCCAAGGAGGUUGACCCGGGCGAAAUUGGGUCGGAGCGGAUACAGAAUAUAAUUGCAGAUAUGGUUCGGGUUAUGAGGAUGGCUCCAGGUGUAGGUCUUGCCGCCCCUCAAAUUGGAAUCCCUUUGCAAAUCAUAGUAUUAGAGGAUACAACAGAAUACAUUAGUUAUGCGCCCAAGGAAGAGAUUAAAGCGCAGGAUAGACGCCCUUUCGAUCUUCUGGUCAUAAUAAAUCCAAAGCUUAAAAAGAGAAGCAAUAGGAGUGCACUAUUUUUUGAAGGUUGUUUGAGUGUUGAUGGAUUCAGAGCAGUUGUGGAGCGACAUCUUGAUGUUGAGGUCACAGGUUUCGGUCGCGAUGGCCAGCCUAUCAAAGUAGAUGCCUCUGGGUGGCAAGCACGUAUACUGCAGCAUGAGUGUGAUCAUUUGGAUGGAACACUGUAUGUAGAUAAGAUGGUUCCAAGAACAUUCAGAACUGUUCAAAAUCUGGAUCUGCCGCUUGCUGAGGGGUGUCCGAAGCUUGGUGCCCGUUAGCUCAUUUUUAACACACAGCCUGUCCAAGAAUGCACAAGAAAUGAAGGCAUAACACCUAGUUUAUAUGAGGCUGCAGAGUAAUAGAUUUGGUGUUUGGUAACACCUUCUCAUUCAAGUUGAUACUAUAGCAAUGGAAGUCAUGCUUGAGGAGUCCUUUGAAUCGAAAGCAUAGUCUAUUCAUUUCUCGUCAUUGAAAACAAUUGGUUUGUGUUUUUCAUGUCAGAAAAAUAAGGUAAAGGAAGCAUAAAAUGGAAAUAAGAUUUUGAAGUGCGAAAUUUUAUUCA
Molecule: messenger RNA, 1119 nt
Organism: Gossypium raimondii (Peruvian cotton)
Lineage: Eukaryota; Viridiplantae; Streptophyta; Magnoliopsida; Malvales; Malvaceae
Product: peptide deformylase 1A, chloroplastic/mitochondrial
Exons: 4
Coding region: 41-835 (264 amino acids)
Biological process (GO): peptidyl-methionine modification; N-terminal protein amino acid modification
Cellular component (GO): chloroplast; mitochondrion
Molecular function (GO): peptide deformylase activity
Source: RefSeq, a predicted model, not a curated record